UAUAGAUAUUAGAUAAGUAUUAAAUUUAAGCCUCAUUCUGGCUGGUGAGUGGUGAUUGUCACGUGCAUCCAAAUUUUAAUACUCAGUAACAAUAAUUUAAAUUUGAAUUAUAUUUUAUGAUAAUCUUAAAUUAUCUUAUAUUCUUAUUUCUUCCUAGUAAUUAAUUACCUGUUACCGCUCGAAUAUGAUGAUUGAUAUUUGAUACCGUUAAUUCACAAUUGAUUAUUUCACCGUCGUUUUCACUCUAAAUAUUAUUGUAAAAUUCAGUCAUGUCUAAGGCUCUUGUUAGCUUAGUCACAGGAGCCGCUUCUGGAUUAGGAAAAGCCACUGUUGAACGACUUGUAAAAGAUGGAUACAAAGUAAUAAUGUGUGACUUACAAUCAUCAAAAGGAAAAAGUGUUGCUGAAACAAUUGGUCCUAACACUAGUUUUGUUCCUACUGACGUACGAUCUGAAAUUGAUGUUCAGAAUGCUAUCGACACUUGUAAACAACUUCAUGGAAAAUUAGACUUGAUUGUCAAUUGUGCGGGUAUAAGUGUCGCACGCAAAGUAUUUAAUUUCAACAAAGGCAGUGCCCAUAGCUUAGAAGAAUUUACUGAUGUACUUAUGGUAAAUACUGUAGGCAGUUUCAAUGUUAUCCGAUUGGGUGCCGCCUUAAUGGGAAAUAAUGAAACUGAUGAAAAUGGUCAACGAGGAGUAGUGAUCAAUACAUCAGGAUAUUCUGCUUAUGAUGGGCAAAUGGGCCAAGUUGCUUUUGCAGCCAGCAAAGGAGCAAUUGCUGCAAUGACAUUACCUCUUGCAAGGGAUUUGGCAUCACAAGGCAUUAGACAUUGUUCGAUAUCUCCAGGAUUGUUUGACACUCCACUGUUAAAUCAUUUACCAGAAAAAGUUAAAAACUAUUUUGCAGAUAUGACUCCAUGUCCCAAGAGGUUAGGACAACCGGAAGAAUUUGCAAAUCUUGUUUUAAGCAUUGUCAAUAAUCCAUUUCUAAAUGGAGAAGUUAUCAGGAUAGACGGUGGAAUCAGAUUUAUUUAAAUCAUUUGUAGUAUAUUAUCUUAAUAUAUUUUAAGUUUGUACUUCUAUACAUUAUAUUUUUAAUAUUUGAUUUAACUAGUCAAUAAGUAGUUGGUAAAAUAAAAUAUAUUUAUAAUUUGUAA
Messenger RNA from Aphis gossypii (cotton aphid), 1156 nucleotides. RefSeq names its product 3-hydroxyacyl-CoA dehydrogenase type-2 (gene scu). The transcript is spliced from 2 exons. Gene Ontology annotation, molecular function: estradiol 17-beta-dehydrogenase [NAD(P)+] activity. The coding region runs from base 270 to 1034 and encodes 254 amino acids. The record is from RefSeq and is a predicted model, not a curated record. Gene Ontology annotation, biological process: estrogen metabolic process; androgen metabolic process; fatty acid metabolic process. Lineage: Eukaryota; Metazoa; Arthropoda; Insecta; Hemiptera; Aphididae. Gene Ontology annotation, cellular component: mitochondrion.